CGUAACCCAAAAGCGUACUUACAUCGGAACUCGGGUGAAGAACAACCAGCAGCGUCUUCAUGGCUGGCCGCAUGGACUUGGAGGCGCGUCUGCGAGCGUUGCGCGAGGGCAAGCGACCUUCUCCGCCCCCACCUGCCCCGCUUGCACAUGUAGUGACUGCCGCCUCUUUAUCAUGGCCCGAAGUUCCUUCCAUACCUAUAAGAAGCGAAAUACCCUUGCGGCAACCUGUCCGAGUCGCUGUGGGUGGCGAAUAUCAGCCUGUACGUCGCGCUUCCGCGAGUUUCUCGAUUUCUCCACCCGUAAUCAUUAUAAGUCGCUCGCCGUCGGAUGAUCCCGCUCCUUUUGCCAGUUUGCUGACACCCGCGGUCCCUCCGAAAGCCGCAGAACCGGUUCCUGAACAGGAAGAACUGCUGCGACUUACAGCGGCGCAAUUACUGGGCUCUGAAUACGAAGAGGCCGUCAAAGUGGCUCAGUACGCCAUCGAUAAUGAGCGGAGACAGAUGCCACACACAGCUAUUGACGCCUAUAUUAGAGCAGGACAGAUGCUCAUCGAGAUUGGCAGACGCCAGGCAGCGCCGCAUCUCCAGGACAUUGUCAAGGCCAAAGCUUUGGCUCUGCUGCAACGAGCUGAGGGUCUGUCUGAGUGGACUAAUGAGGUGCUGGCAAAGGACUCGAGCCAGCAGGCGCUGGCUGCGGCGUAUUAUCAGUCGCAGCAGAACCGCUACAGGUCACUAACGGAGAAGCAGGAGCUGGUGUCCAAGAUGCAGCAGGAUAAUCGCAAUAUGAAGGAGAGACUGAACCAAUUGGCGCUACUGACGAAGAUUCGAGGACGGAUGAUGAAGGUGGUGAAGAAAAGACGAGCGAGGAAAGCAGCAGAGGCGAGAGAGAGGGAGGAAACGGAGGCAAAGACGACAGCUCAAACUACACGGGAUAUUUUGAGUGGUCGUGGAGGUUUCAAUGAUGUGACUGGGGAGAUAGGUGACUACGGGGAGGAAGAAGGCUUUGACGGGCCAAAUAACGUCACUGGAUCAGGCGCUGACGAAGACGAAGAGCCACGAAAGCAUUUUUACGAACAUUAUCACUCGCCUCUCUUUCCAGCAGCACGCGGCUCGCCACGAGAGGCUCAAAAAGUGGAUCUUAUCAAUGAGCUGCAUGAUCGUAUUGGGCUGCCUCCGAUCGACCAUCUCCGCGAGUUUGAGCCUCUGACAAGCGACCCCACGGCAGACAAGAGACAGGAGGAACUGCAGUCGGAAUUGGAAGCAGCAAAGCAAGAAGCAGACAAGUUGCGAGCAGCAGUUCAGGAUAUGGAAAAGUGCUUACGACUUGCUGCUCAGUACUCGAAGCAGCGGUCGAUUAAACUGGAAAAGCAGAAGGCCCAAGAAUUCGCGGAAGUGCAGAGCGAGUUGGAUCGUGUGCGAGAAGAGCUCGAGGUCGAGCGACGGCGGUCGGGUCUUUUACAGAGCGGUUCGUUCAGCUGGAAAUCUUCAGUGCCCUCUGAUCCGGGUGCAGAUGAGUCCCAAGAGACUAGAGUUAUGCAGCACCUUCGAUCGUCUCUCCACAAGGUAUUCCGUGGACGUGAUGACCAGUCAGGUGGCUCUGAUGACGGCGAUCGUAGUCGCCGUGCUUCCAUUCAGCGCACUUCGUAUUCACAUGACUCUCCACGACAUACACCGAAGUCCAACGAACAGAAAUCAAUGGCACAGUACAUUGACGUAGACGACGAGAUGGAGGAAGAAAGAGGAUGGUGGAGUUUGGCUGUAGAGGAUGUUGUUUGA
Messenger RNA from Phytophthora infestans T30-4, 1775 nucleotides. RefSeq lists its product as uncharacterized. The transcript has a single exon. Lineage: Eukaryota; Oomycota; Peronosporomycetes; Peronosporales; Peronosporaceae. Bases 60 to 1775 code for a protein of 571 amino acids. The record is from RefSeq and is a predicted model, not a curated record.